AUGAAGAGAGUUUGUGGUUGGAGCGUGCUUCUCUUAGUUGUACAUUUGAGUUUACUAAAUGAUGGUUUAAAGGUGUUUGCUAUUGAUCCCACACAAGGGUUUACCAAUGUCCCCUUAACACCAAGUAGCUUCAUAUACCAGAAACCGUACAACGUCCCACUUGCAGACAGAUACAGUUUCCAUAACGGUAUUCGCCGAUUUUGGGUCUAUUCAAAUGAUCAGCCAUUCGAGCGUGGAAGCAACACACGACCCAGAACCGAAGUUCAAAUAAAACCAGACUACACUUCGGGGAUUUGGCAAUUCGAAGGCUAUGCAUUCAUACCACAUGGAACUUCAGGUGCUACGAUUGUGCAAAUCCAUGGUGCAGCCGAAGGUAACACAACAAUAUUACUAAGGAUCUAUAAUGGAGACAUGAGGUAUUACAAUGGGGAAGUAAUUGCUACUAAUUUAUAUGAUAAAUGGUUCAAGGUGAAUUUAAUUCACAAUGUUGAUGAAGGAAAAAUAAUGGUUUACAUCAAUGACGUGAAGAAGUUUGAAUCACAUGAUGAAGGUCCCGGAGACUUGUAUUUUAAGUGUGGUGUUUAUGGUGCACCGAGUGACACGAGUCGAUAUAUGGAAUCGAGGUGGAGAGACAUCAAAAUAUACAAGAAGUCAUAG
This is a messenger RNA of Lactuca virosa, 657 nucleotides long. The record is from the annotation of a GenBank genome assembly. NCBI's taxonomy places the organism in Eukaryota, Viridiplantae, Streptophyta, Magnoliopsida, Asterales, Asteraceae.